This is a messenger RNA of Anopheles marshallii, 1884 nucleotides long. RefSeq names its product sodium-dependent nutrient amino acid transporter 1-like. Gene Ontology annotation, biological process: sodium ion transmembrane transport. Bases 1 to 1884 code for a protein of 627 amino acids. Gene Ontology annotation, molecular function: L-amino acid transmembrane transporter activity. The transcript has 7 exons. NCBI's taxonomy places the organism in Eukaryota, Metazoa, Arthropoda, Insecta, Diptera, Culicidae. The record is from RefSeq and is a predicted model, not a curated record. Gene Ontology annotation, cellular component: membrane.
AUGGAAAACAGAAGCUACGUCGGCGAUGAAACCUGGAAUGCUGCCACACUGCCCGUUGGUGGGCUUGCCGGUUCCUACCAUCAGCAACAUCCACAACAGCAUCACGCACAGCAUCACAUGACGGUCGAUCUAAAAACACCGGCAGCAGACGAUACACCACCGCUUCGUGAGAAAUGGGGACGCAACAUCGAGUUCCUGCUGUCCUGUGUGGCUCUGUCCGUGGGCUUUGGUAACGUUUGGCGUUUCCCGUACACAGCGUUCAAAAACGGUGGCGGUGCAUUCGUCAUACCGUAUCUGAUAGUGCUGUUCAUUAUUGGCCGUCCCAUCUACUACCUGGAAAUGGUGCUUGGCCAAUUCUCUAAUCGGGGCUGCGUCAAAGUGUACGAUCUGGCCCCAGCCAUGCGUGGUAUCGGUGUCGGACAGACGGUUGCCAUAUUCACCGUAAUUACAUAUUACGCUUCCGUGCUGGCCGUAACCCUCCGGUAUCUGGUGGCCUCCUUCAGCCCCGAGCUGCCCUGGAGCAAGUGUGAGCCCGACUGGGUCAAUUGUGUCGAUUCUAGCCGGCUCGGCAGCAUAACGCUGGGCGCAAACGUGACCCAACCGCGAACUUCGGCUGAUUUGUACUUCCGCAAAACGGUGAUGCAUUCGGCUGACUCAUUAGACGAUGGUUUGGGCUUUCCCGACUGGCGGCUAACACUAUGUUUGAUCGUUUCCUGGAUUUGCAUAGUGGGCAUUUUGAUCAAAGGCAUCAAAAGCUCCGGCAAAGUGUCCUACUUCUUGGCCAUAUUUCCCUACAUCAUCAUUGCCGUCCUGCUGGUACGCUCGCUAACACUCGAGGGUGCGUGGACUGGGAUCAAAUACUUCUUCGAACCCCAGUGGGACAAACUGUUAACGAUCGAAGUGUGGUAUGAAGCCGUCACCCAGUGCUUCUUCUCACUGACCAUCUGUUUCGGCGGACUGAUCGUGUACUCGUCGUUUAACGACUUUUCGAACAACAUCUACCGGCAUGCGCUGAUUAUUACCUCCCUGGACACAGUCACCUCGCUCGUGGCCGGAUGCGUUGUGUUCGGUGUGAUUGGUCAUCUGGCUCACGUUACCGGCCAGCCGGAUAUUUCGAAGGUGGUGCAGAGUGGACCGGCCCUAACGUUCAUCACGUACCCGGACACGAUAGCAAAGUUUGACUUUCUGCCUCAGUUUUUCUCGGUGCUGUUUUUCUUCAUGCUGUUUCUGCUCGGUAUCGGGACACUGAUCGGUAUCGUCACAUCCGUCAUCACCGCCAUCCACGACCAGCGGCCGGAUAUUGCACGGUGGAAGAUUGUCAUUUCGGUAGGACUGGCCGGUUUCUGUAUCGGUUUAAUCUACAUUACGCCGGGUGGAUUGAUUAUCCUGGAGCUGUUGGAUUACUACGGCGCUACGUUGGUGACGAUAACACUGGCCGUGUUUGAACUGCUUACCUUCGCCUGGAUCUAUGGCGUGAAUCGAGUGUGCAAGGAUAUCGAAUUUAUGCUCGGCAUCAAGACCGGAUUGUUUUGGCGUAUUUGCUGGGGCAUCGUAACACCCAUCACCGUACUCUUCAUUCUACUCGUCAGCUUGGUACAGUACAAACCACAGAAUGUGCCACUCGGUUACAAUGCACUCGGGUGGUGUCUGUAUGCCUUUGCUGUGUUGCAACUACCCUGCUGGGCUGUAUAUGCCAUGCUGCAAAAGCAGGGUCUAGCAUGGUGGGAACGCUGCAAAGCCGUCCUCCGACCAAUGGCCGACUGGGGCCCGGAAGAUCCCACCAAGCGGUCCGACUACGGUACCUUCAUCGACGAGUACAAACGACAGUCGUCGCAACGUGCCGGAACUUUGGUGGAAAAAGUUCGAAGAAAGUUGCUUAAAUGA